AUAUAACAAAAGCUAAGAAUCAGCACUGGGCAAAGGUUUUAAAAACUCAUAGCACUAGUGGUGGUGAACUUAAUAAUACUGAGGAUAGUGAUACAAAAAUAAGUGUUUUGAAAACUGAAGAAGCGAACAAUAUUAUUACAAGAUUGUUGCAAGCAGUUUCAGAA
Molecule: messenger RNA, 164 nt
Organism: Racocetra persica
Lineage: Eukaryota; Fungi; Glomeromycota; Glomeromycetes; Diversisporales; Gigasporaceae
Source: the annotation of a GenBank genome assembly